UCGCGCAAAGUUGCGGAAAAUGUUUAUAAACAACGGCGUCUAACACGUGAUUAUCACAGAUGCCUUUUAUUGGUUGUAAUUGAUAGUUAAUCAAUGGAAUAUUGAAUUCCUAGUUGACAAUCUAACAGUCGAGCUGAUAAUACCACCUAUAUAAGAGCCAGCUACCAUAUAAUUCUGCAGCCUAUUAACUGAGGAUCGGCAACGUUGAAGACCCUCAACUUAAAAACGAUCGUUCGCAAUCUAGAAGUAUAAAUGCUACCGGAUUUUUCCCUAUUUGUCCAAACGGCCCGCUUGAUGCGCCAUGGUCUACAACAACGUACCACCACAACACUACACUCGAAGGCCUCACCAGCUGUGAUGCCGGAAAUACAAACCGAAAUACCCGAAUGCGACUACCAAGCACCACAAUAUGCGGGACCAAGUUACGAAAAGGUGCUGGAGAUACGACAGAAGCAUAUUACACCGAACAUUGUGCCACAUUUCAAGAAACCGCUCUUGAUACACAGCGGCCGCAUGCAGUGGCUGUUCGAUCAUGAGGGUCGUCGUUACUUGGAUAUGUUUGGCGGUAUUGUGACAGUUUCCGUGGGUCAUUGUCAUCCCAAAGUGAAUCGCGCGCUGGAGCAACAGAUCAACACACUCUGGCAUACAACGAACAUUUAUUUGCAUCCGAAGAUACACGAGUACGCCGAACGUUUGGCCGCCAAGUUCCCCGGCGAUCUUAAAGCGGUGUGCUUUGUGAACUCCGGCUCGGAGGCCAACGAUCUCGCCAUGCUUAUGGCGCGCAUGCACACCGGCAAUCAGGAUAUCAUCACAUUCCGCAAUGCCUAUCACGGCAUGUCACCGUACACCAUGGGUCUGACGGCGCUCUCGACUUGGCGCUUCCCACUGCCUGGCGUCAAUAAUGGCAUACAGCAUGUUAUGAACCCCGAUCCGUAUUUGGGACUCUGGGGCGGCGCCGCAUGUCGUGAUUCGCCCAUACAAACGGAUCGUAAGUGCGAGUGUACGCAGGAGAGCGGCUGCCAGGCCGGCGCGCGGUACUACGAGCAAUUGGAGGAAGUUUUCAAGUACUCAUUGCCGCGCGGACGUGUCGCCGCUAUGUUUGCCGAGUCCAUACAGGGUGUGGGCGGUACAGUGCAAUAUCCGAAAGGUUAUAUUAAAAAGGCGGCGGAAUUGGUACGCGCCAAUGGUGGUGUGUUCAUCGCAGAUGAGGUACAAACCGGUUUUGGACGUACCGGCGAUCACUUCUGGGGAUUUGAGGGCCAUGACUUUAUACCGGACAUUGUCACGAUGGCGAAGGGUAUCGGCAAUGGCUUCCCGCUCGCCGCUGUGGUGACCACACCCAAGAUUGCUGCAUCGCUGGGACAAGCGCUGCACUUCAAUACCUACGGCGGCAAUCCGAUGGCCAGCGCUGUUGGUAUUUCUGUCUUGGAUGUUAUCGAGGAGGAGAAACUACAGAAGAACUCACUGGAAGUGGGCUCGUACUUUCUCAAGAGCUUGUCGGAGUUGCGUGAACGUUUCGAGAUCAUCGGCGAUGUGCGCGGCAAAGGUUUGAUGAUCGGCGUUGAGUUGGUAUCCGAUCGUGCGACAAGAGCGCCACUUAGCGCGCCGCAUGUGUUGGAAAUCUGGGAGACCUGCAAGGAUAUGGGUGUGCUCUUUGGUCGUGGCGGUCUCAAUGGCAAUGUUUUCCGCAUUAAACCGCCCAUGUGCAUUACGAAAACGGAUGUCAAAUUCGCCGUGGACACUUUGGCAAACGCUAUAACUGCGGCGGCGAACAAAAAACUGUAGAAGAUGACUGGAAAGCUUAGAAGGAUUGCAUUUAUUUUGAAGAGUUUACUUAAACCAACGAUUCUCUUUUAAACUAUUUUUUUGUAGUUGUUAGUUAAGCCUUUUUUUCGCUUACGCUUAAAAUAUUAGUCAGUACGGUUCAAGUUCCAUUUUCUGCCUUCAAUUACCUCUUAAAUGUAAACUUUGCGGUUGUUUGUUGUUGUCCGAAGAGGCAACUUUUUUAGUCAGCUUUAUAUAUGACACAUAAGCUUUAGAUUUUUACUAUAUGGCAACUCUAAAGACUAAAUAUUGUUAUGUAAUUCUUUUUUACACUGAAAUAACUGUAUUUUUGUCAUGCAUUUAGACUUUUUAUAUAUUUUUUAUUUAGUUAACCGACAUUGUAACGAUUUUAGUAAUUUUUAUAUAGAUUUAUUAUGCAAUAUUUGAUAAUUGGUGAUUCAUUAUUAAAGUGGAAAUAUUAAAUAAAGGAACAUAAAUAUGUAAUUGGCUA
This is a messenger RNA of Zeugodacus cucurbitae (melon fly), 2275 nucleotides long. Its product is annotated as alanine--glyoxylate aminotransferase 2, mitochondrial. Gene Ontology annotation, cellular component: mitochondrion. The record is from RefSeq and is a predicted model, not a curated record. Gene Ontology annotation, biological process: glyoxylate catabolic process. The transcript is spliced from 5 exons. Gene Ontology annotation, molecular function: pyridoxal phosphate binding; L-alanine:glyoxylate transaminase activity. Lineage: Eukaryota; Metazoa; Arthropoda; Insecta; Diptera; Tephritidae. Bases 253 to 1785 code for a protein of 510 amino acids.